This is a messenger RNA of Seriola aureovittata, 3204 nucleotides long. RefSeq lists its product as uncharacterized. The coding region runs from base 18 to 2726 and encodes 902 amino acids. The transcript is spliced from 14 exons. NCBI's taxonomy places the organism in Eukaryota, Metazoa, Chordata, Actinopteri, Carangiformes, Carangidae. The record is from RefSeq and is a predicted model, not a curated record.
GGUGAGUUCUUGGCAUCAUGGCUUCCACACUGGUGCCUCUGCUUCAACUGCUCCUGGUCUCACUGGUGUCUGCAUCGCAUUACUAUGGGGGAACCGUGACCUUCUCCUACAAAGGACAAAACCCUGAUGGAUCCCAUAGGGUCGACAUUCGCAACAGGGACACUUUUGAUGGGUGUCAGCCCUUCCUCUCGUGGUUCUGUACCAGCGGCAACUGUGGCCAGACCAUCAGCAGUCAGAGGGAGGUGCUUGACAGGAGCACCAAUGCGCCACGAUUUAACAGGCAGUGGUGUGAAACUGAAACAGUCAUUACGAAAAAACUCUGGAGUGAAAAACCUUUUCAAGAGAGGGCAGCUAGCUGUUGUUGGAUCCCAAAGCGCAACGGGAAUAGUAACUGGAGGCUACUGACUCAUGUGGAUUUGGGAAAGAGAUCUGACACCAGACAACCAAACAGAUCACCAGACAUUGCCAUUCUACCUUUCCUCCGAGUUCCUCAGAACUGCCCACGGACAUACAACCUGAUGUCCACUGAUCCUGAUGGUGACCGAGUUCGAUGCCGAUAUGGAAAUGCCGGAGGUACAGAGUGCAGCUCGUGCAACCAGCCAUCAGGCUUCCACUUAGAUCAGGAUUCUUGUACAUUACACUACUACUACACCUUUGCCAACCCAAGAGUUUUUGGAUUUGAGUUGGUGGUGGAGGACUACCCACAAGGCCACAUCACUCUGGCCUACACAGAUGGAUCCCGAUCCGCCAGGACUCCACUGGCGAGGAGGAGAAAGAGACAAGCAUCCCACACAUAUCAAACAACCACUACACCACCUACAACACAUAACUGGUGGUGGUGGAGUAAUCAUUCACCCACCACAGCUCCACAGCACUGGUGGCAGGGGUCCACUACUUGGCAGUGGCCCACUACAACCACACCACCAACCACCACCACACCAUCAACCUCGUGGUGGUGGUGGCACAGUACAACCACACCAUCAACCGCACCAUCAACCACACCAUCAACCACCACCACACCAUCAACCUCGUGGUGGUGGUGGCACAGUACAACCGCACCAUCAACCACACCAUCAACCACAACCCCGUGGUGGUGGUGGACCACUACAACCGCACCAUCAACCACACCAUCAACCACAACCCCGUGGUGGUGGAGGCACAGUACAACCACAACUGCACCCACAACCACACCCAGAACCACGACACCAUACACUACUACAGGGCAGCUGCAUGCCACGUCUGCUCCUCUCAGUAAACUACCUUUGCAGUUCUCUUUACUUGUGGACCCACCUGCUCCCUCAUGUCAAGGUGGACUCUACUUGCCGAAGUUUGUGCAGCCAACACCUGAAAAUGGAGCACGUAUCCACGCAGAGGUCAACAAAGAAGUGGAGAUCAGAGUCAAAGCACAAGCUGCAUAUGCAACAUUGCAUGAUAUCAUCAUCAGUGGGCCAAUGAACAUCAGCAAGCACAGGAACACACAUGAUGAGUUUUUCAUUAGGUGGACGCCUAUCCCAGAUGACCUUGGAGAUCAUUUCCCAAUCUGCUUUGCUGUUGAAUCAGUGACGGGGUCUGCUGCAUCCACUGGUCAAGCCACACAAAAUCACCAUCACCAUCACUUCUCCACCCCAACUUCACAGUCUGGCAUCUAUCAGUCCGAGAUGAGGUGUGUUCUGGUGGAGGUCAGGAAUCAGCAAGUUAAAGCCCAUGUGGUCUGCAGUGAGUCAACAAUGACGGUACAUGUUGACAAAUCGUCAUUCAAUGGACUCCACGAGGAUCAUCUGCGGCUCAGUGAUCCCACCAACACCGUCUGCAGCCUCCAGACACACUCCAACAGUACCCACGUCAUUGCUGUCGUCCCCCUCAACGCUUGUGGAACUCAGAUCGAGGAAGAUGAUGAUAACCUCAUUUUCAAGAAUGAAAUCACCACGGUCGACAACAGCAGAGACCUGAUCACCAGGAAGCACCUGCUGGAGGUGCAGUUCUACUGCGAGUACCCCAAACGAGGAAAUGUGACACUGGGCUUCACAGCACACAGAGAGAAUGUCACAGUGUGGGAGAGAGGCUUCGGCACGUUCACCUACGACUUUGAGUUCUACCCUGACAACCAGUACCAAACUAGGAUUGAUCCAAAUUCGUACCCUCUGGAGUACGACAUCGGGAGCAAGAUUUACAUGCAGUUAGAGGCCACCUCUUCAGUCAACAACACUGAACUGUUUGUGGACUCCUGCAGAGCUGCACCAUAUGAUAACCCCACCUACCAUCCAACCUACUCCAUCAUUGAAAAUGGGUGUAAAGUGGACCCAACUGUUGAGAUCUAUUCCCCUGCCCACAACAAACAGUUCAGGUUCAGCAUGGAGGCUUUCAAGUUCAUUGGACUGCACGAUCAGGUAUACAUCAGCUGUUCAGUCCUGAUGUGUGAAGCAGGAGUCCCCAACACCAGGUGCUCGCAAGGAUGCAUCAACUCCACAUGGCCAAGUGGUCACCACCAUCACAACCGAAAGAGAGAGGCUGUCGUCCAAACUGCAAAUCACUAUGUUUCCCAGGGCCCCCUGCGCCUAAGGAGAUCAGCAGAGACCCCGGCAGCCACAGUGACCAACCUGAAUCUGAACCUGGUAUUCAUCGCUGGGUGUCUUCUUGCAGCUCUUGGCAUGGUCUGUGGAUUGGCCAUGUACAAAGUCAAAAUGUCAAAGGUCAAAUACCAACCUUUGCCUACAUUUGAAAGUUAAGACAGCAGCGUUUGAAGAAUUCCAAACCCUCAGUUUGAUUUUUUUUUCCCAAGAGGUUUCGGGUGUUCAUGUAUCUCCUCAUAUGCACAUUUCAAUGAAUUAAUUUUAUAUCAACAUCCUUAGAAAUGCCCACAUCUAUACUGGUAUAAGCUGUGGAAAUACUGUGUCUAUGUCUAUGCAACUGGAAAACUUUGGAGAGAAACCUUUAUAUUAAAUAUCACUGAUAGGAUGAUCAACUAGUUAAGCAGGUGCUGGGUGAUAUGUUUAUGGGAGUGGGAUCCCAAUUAUCUUUAUUACUGCUUCUACUAAUAUGUACUACAGUAUGAUCUAAAACAAGUAUCUUGAUGGUUAUGUGUAGUCCUAUCCAGUCAUAAUCAUUAUAUGUGAAAACCCUUCAAUGGCUUUGGAUGAAUGGAGAAUACCUAACUCACUUAUGAUAUAUGUGUUUGCUGGAAAAAUAAAUAUGUAUACACUCUUA